AUGAAGGAGAAAGUUGGCAGGAUUUGCUACAACCUGCUAGUUUCAUCACACCCGCCAGAUAUACACACCUACAACACGCUCAUUGUUGCGUUUAACAAAUCAGGCCAUCAUUCAUUUGCCGAGGCACUAGUUGCUUCGUUCUUCCAGUACCGACUUUUACAACCUACACCAUCCACAUUCAUCGCCAUCUUAAAUCACUACCAAUGCACUAAUAACCAUGGAAGAUUCUUACGAGCCCUCGCAUGCAUUACCGGACUGGACAACCGAACUGGCGCAAAAGUUCGCCGGAGGCACGUAUCGGACAUUGAAGAAAACCCAAAUCUCCUACCUUGGGCCCUGGACUCUAGACGCCGAACUCUCACUGGGGACUAUAUCUGGGACCAUCUACCACUCUCGCAACCUUUGGUAGAAGAAAUCAUCGGCGGUCUACUUCACUUCAAGCUCUUUGACCAGGCUGCGGCGUUUUUCAUUUCAUGCGUGCAGUCUGGAGUCAACCUGAGCUUGAAUUCAGUCAAAUUCUUCCUUGAUGAAUGCAUCAAUGCUCUGGACUGGAAAGCUGCAGUUCGAUUGACUUCCAGCUUCGCACGUUCCCAGCCAACUUUGCAGAGGCUGCUCAGAGUGGGAGGGGAUAGCGAGAAUGCCUCGUACAUUGCCGACCGAAUACGAGUAUUGCUAGACAUCUGUGGUCUUGAUGGUUCAGAUAAGCCGUCAAAGUCGCUUCUAGUCAACUUGAAGAUUUCGGGUCCCUCAUUUACGAAGCUCCUCAACACAUUGACCCAGGAGGCCGGGCCCCCGAAAGAGAGGCUGACGUCCGGAGAAGAGAUAUACAGGAGUAAAAGCAGAGUGCUGCAACUGGAGAGUAUAUGGAAAGAGUAUGAGUUUGUGAGAAAGACUACGAUCUCCAUCGAGAGCAAGCUCCUCUACCCCGACUUCUCACGGACCUUUCGAGCCUCAAUGGCACUCCAUAUUGGCAAGACGGCCACGCAAAGAAGCGAGCAGUUGGAUCAAGAGCUGACACAACUCAUGGAGAGCACCUCUUUGAUUGGAUCGACAUCGCAGCCACUUAUAGAGAGUGAAGAUGCUACGGAGCGCAACCGUCCUCCAGAUACAAUACCCCUUUCCGAAGAACCCGCGCACGCAGAGUCAGACAUGUCUUUGCACAGAUAUGCGACAAGGUCUGAGAAGUUGGAAUUUUUCGACCAUGGGAAUACAGUUGAGUCCAAGCUCACAAGACCGAGACCUGGGCAAUUGCUCCCAGCUUGGCCGACUUGUCUACCAAGUGAAGACAGCGUUCUUCGGAGAAUGGCUGUGACUAAUGCGAGGAUGAUGAGAACUGAAGGAUGA
Molecule: messenger RNA, 1344 nt
Organism: Trichoderma breve
Lineage: Eukaryota; Fungi; Ascomycota; Sordariomycetes; Hypocreales; Hypocreaceae
Exons: 1
Coding region: 1-1344 (447 amino acids)
Source: RefSeq, a predicted model, not a curated record